Messenger RNA from Trichomycterus rosablanca, 1575 nucleotides. It is a transcript of the gene pex3, whose product is annotated as peroxisomal biogenesis factor 3. Gene Ontology annotation, molecular function: protein-macromolecule adaptor activity. The transcript has 12 exons. Bases 48 to 1166 code for a protein of 372 amino acids. NCBI's taxonomy places the organism in Eukaryota, Metazoa, Chordata, Actinopteri, Siluriformes, Trichomycteridae. Gene Ontology annotation, biological process: protein import into peroxisome membrane. Gene Ontology annotation, cellular component: peroxisomal membrane. The record is from RefSeq and is a predicted model, not a curated record.
AGCUCUGAGCUACUUUGCCCUUUUGCAUUUAUCAGUUUACUUUAAUAAUGCUGUCUUCUACGUGGACCUUUAUCAAACGUCAUAAGAGGAAAUUUAUUUUCGCUGGAGCCUUCGUUGGAGGUGUGUACCUGCUUGGAAAGUAUGCUCAAAGAAAAAUACAGAAGAUGCAGGAGCGUGAAGCGGCUGAGUACAUUGCUCAGGCUAGGCGGCAGUUUCACUUUGAGAGUAACCAGAGGACGUGUAACAUGACAGUGUUGUCUAUGCUCCCUACCCUAAGAGAGGCAAUUGUACACCACCUGAAUUCAGAAAGCCUCACAGCGCUGCUAAAGUCCAGGCCAGCCAACAAGCUCGAGAUUUGGGAGGAUCUUAAAAUUAUCAGUUUUACACGAAGCAUUGUGGCUGUAUAUAGUACUUGCAUGCUGGUGGUGUUGCUUCGUGUUCAGCUCAACAUUAUUGGUGGCUACCUGUACCUGGACAACUCUGUGACUAAGAAUAGAACGGCACCUUUGGCACCUCCUGAAGUCCAGCAGCAGUAUCUGUCAAGUAUAAAACACCUUCUAGGAGUUGGCCUUAUUGAGCUGAUCUCUGUGGUAAAGAAGGCUGUCUUUGAAAUCCUUGGACCGAUCUCUUUGAAGCAGAGUCUGUCCUUGCAGGAUCUGGAGCAGCAGUUGAGUCAGAUCAGACAGCUAGUGGAGAACACGGGCUCAUCCAAACACAGACCUUUGUCCUGGUACAUGAUUUCUGAUGAGGAGAGCACAUUGGCUGAUCAAGUAAAUGAAACCGCUUCUGUGGCUUGUGGUCUCACAGAGAAUGACAUCACAACAAUAAAACUGUUAAAUGAAACCCGAGACAUGCUAGAUAACCCAGAUUUCAAUACUGUACUCAACACUUGCCUGAAUCGAGGCUUUAGUCGUUUUCUUGAUAACGUGGCAGACUUUUUCAGCCCUCCCAAGGCAGAUUGCACACCAUGCAGCUCACCUGAAAGUCUCUCAAAUGUCAGUCUUCCACUGGCCAAAAUAAUUCCUAUUGCCAAUGGACAGAUUCACUCAAUAUGCAGUGAAAUCCCCAGUCAGUUUGUUCAGGAUCUGUUGAUGAUAGACCAGGUGAAGGAGUUUGCUGCCAAUGUUUAUGAAGCAUUUAGCAGCCCACAUGAACUGCAAAAGUAAAUUUGAAAAGUUCUGUGAACUUGUGUUGGAUCUCAGUGACUAUAGAAUUUUUUUAAAGGACGAUGCAGCGAAACAUUCCCUUCCUCACUCGUACUCUGGGGGAAAAUUCACGAGGAACAUACAUUUGGUAGAAUGUGGUCUCAUUAAUAUCUUAUGAUGGAUUUUAAAUUAAAAGCUUAAUUUUCAGGUGUACAAAACUGUAUUUGAUGACCCAGAAUUUUUUUUAUAGCUGGGACUUUUUCACAGCUGUGUUUUUACUGUUGCAGUUGAGUCCUUAAGAUGAGAUGCACUACAUUUUUGUAAUUGUCCAUAUCCCAGCUGUUUAGUUUUAGAAAACAAAAUAGUUAAGAAAAACAAGUUAAAAAACUACACAAAAGAAGGUUUUGCCAUUUAUAAAAUUAUGAACUAA